CUGAUAUAUCACUUUUCGAUCGUAAGAGCGCUCCUUCGCGUCGCCGCAGCAGAAUCCGUUCGUUUGCAGCAGUUGAAGAAUUCGUGAAAAUCGUGAUCGAUCGAGAAAACGCAUCAAUAAGAUAGAACGAGAUCGACGAUGCUAAGAUGAUGGAGGCGGAGCCGGAGAUUGCGGCGGUGGCGAAGGUGGCGAGGGCAAUGACGCUUCGCCGCCACCAUUCCAUGUCGGACUUGACCUUGGAAUCGGUGCCGGAGGUGGCGGAGAUUAUAGAGGACGAGGUUCAGGAUGAGGCGGAGUCGGAAGCCAUAGCGGAGCUGCGGAAGCUUCUAGAAGAGAGAAAAACUCUGGCUGAGGUUCUAGAGAGAGAAAGGAAGGCGUUGAAGCAAGAGAACGCGCGGAGUGAGAUGAAGGCGAGGGAGCUGGAGCGGAAGCUCAUAGUCACAGAGAUAAAUGAGAUCAAAGAGAGAAGCAAGAGAUUUAGGGUUGAACAAUCGCUGAUGGAGAAAAUCCAUGAGAAAUUGGGGGAAAUUGGGAUCCUAACGGAGAAGAUCGAGAAAUUGGAGAAGGCGUUGAGGAAUUGCGAGGAGAGAGCAAGGUGCAUGGAGUGGGUUGCGAUUGGUUUGAGAGAGAGGGUUAGGGAGGCAGAGAGAGCGAUAGGAGUGGCAGGGCUUGAUGGCCGCAGAGGUUCUCGAUGUGGCGGCGAAGAGGAGGAGUUGGAGUUGCCGCCGUGGCCGGUGGUGGUGAAGGGAUUAGGGUUAGCAGGAGCUAUUAGUGCUGCUGUGGCUGCUAUGAUCUAUUUUUGGUUUGGAAGACACAAAUCUAGAAGAUGAAAUGCAUGGAUCCAUAGAUGCAUGCAUGGUUGCAUGUGAUUUGAUCAAAUUCAAGAACUUCAACGAGCUCUCAAAGGCUCCAAUCAAUGGAAUAGGUGUGAUAAUCUGCUGUUGGAUCAAACCAAAGAUAGUAUUGAACCUCACGACC
Messenger RNA from Arachis duranensis, 978 nucleotides. Its product is annotated as peroxisomal and mitochondrial division factor 1-like. Lineage: Eukaryota; Viridiplantae; Streptophyta; Magnoliopsida; Fabales; Fabaceae. The coding region runs from base 147 to 830 and encodes 227 amino acids. The transcript has 2 exons. The record is from RefSeq and is a predicted model, not a curated record.